UCGAUCAUCAAGGGGCCCAAUAUUAGCAUGACUGAAACGUAUUAACGGACCAGAGAAAAAAAGACAGAAACGACUCGUCAAAAGCUCAUUCGAAUACGACAGCUGAUCCAUGAAAAAACCCUGCCCACUCUGUGCAUAUAUUACUCCGUGCGUGAGGUAUGUUUAUUCAUUCAGUCCAGGUACAGCGGAAGCCGUUUUACGUCCAGAGCGUUCCGCUGCUUCUGUCUGUGUGCUCCCUUCGCUAAGGAUUAUCAGAUUGGUUCGUUCCAAGCAGCAUUAGUGCUAGCGCUGCCGCAGCUGCAGUUAUAUCAAAGCUUCUACCUCUGCAAAGUCAGAUCGACGGGAAACUCUGGAUUAAACGGUCUCAGAUAUCUGUACCAGAUACUGUUACACGCAUUUUUUGCCGGAUACGUUUUUUAACAGACUGCUGAGCCAAAAACAACAAGCUAUCAUCAAGGGUAAGUUACCGUGUCGAACAUAACCUUGGACAAAGAAACCCGCGGUAACGUUAAAUGGAGAUGUGAUUAUCUGUUUGCGAAAAAGGAGACCUGAGGACAGGAUCAUUUGUGAUUAUCGUUCAACGCGGCGAAGUGCAUGGGAAAAAAUCGCUGGAAGAAACGAGUAGGAUCACAGAAUCCGCAGCCAUAGCCGCACGACUGCAGUCAACAACAUCACCGACCUGUCAAAAUUGCUGCAACGAAGAUCAGAGAAUUGCACCGAAUUGAUUUUUAGAAUUGUUUGCGUAACGUAGCGAUUGCAUAACCUAACGCAUUUGACGGAAUUCUUGUCAGUCAGAUUUAUCGUGUAGGCUACCUUAAUUUUCAAUAAUGGCUUUUGUGUUCUUGUUUUGAGCUUCGUUUGAAACGAUGCACUGAGUUCGGAGGGCUUCAUGCGAUCGUCCAGUGGUUGUCCUCAAAGGCUGCAGUAGGCAAGGCAUUUAUUCGUUUUCGUUAAAGCCGACACCGAUUCAGCGGUUUAGCGAUCACAGCUCGAACGUCAAGCGGAAUAAUGGCUACUCUUCUACGGAAAAUAGGUCUCAUUCGGCUUCACGACCGAGACACGGAGGAUCCGAAGCAUCACCAGGGCUCGCUCAAAGGGACGAAAGGGAAUCAGAAAAAUAACAACACGAAGCACUGCAACACGAGCAACAACGAGAGCAACAUCCUCAGCACCCCCGAAAUAAAAACCAAGAAAUCGGAGCAAUCUAGUAAGGACAAGCCGCCCGUUAAGGAUAAACAGGGCAAGGACAUCAAGGAAAAACAGCAAGUGGGAGGUGGCAAGGCGACCAGUACCUCGUUACCACUGGCGCCGCACAGACAGCACUGCACCCAGGUCCGGACGAGGAGAUUGAUGAAGGAAUUGCAAGAGAUCCGGAGGCUGGGUGACAACUUUAUAACCGUCGAACUGGCCGACGAUAACCUCUUUGACUGGAAUGUCAAGUUGCACCAGGUGGACAAAGACUCUGCUCUCUGGCAGGAUAUGAAAGAAACCAACACCGAGUAUAUCUUGCUGAAUGUGUCAUUCCCCGACAAUUUCCCCUUCUCUCCACCUUUCAUGCGGGUCCUCAGCCCCAGGUUGGAGAACGGCUACGUACUCGACGGAGGAGCUAUUUGCAUGGAGUUGUUGACACCCCGCGGAUGGUCCAGCGCAUACACCGUGGAGGCAGUGAUGAGACAGUUCGCAGCGAGUCUCGUAAAAGGACAGGGCCGAAUCUGCAGAAAAGCGGGGAAGUCCAAGAAGGCCUUCAGCCGCAAGGAGGCGGAGGCCACCUUCAAGAGCCUGGUGAAGACCCACGAGAAGUACGGCUGGGUGUCUCCUCCCGUGUCCGACGGCUGAAGAGGCGGUCCGCCCCUGCCCCGUCCCAUCAAACUUUAAAAAUAAUUAAAAAAAAAACAACGAAAAAAAACAAAAGCUACCAUCCUGUCCUCGACGCUGCACAUCUCCCAUCAUUGUAUUUCUUUAAGUACUCUCAUCUCGGUGCCUGCGGAGCACACGGUGACAUUUUAAGUUAUUCAUGAGCAGAUGUGUUUACAGCUAAAUAUCGCCUUUAGUGGAUCGUGUUUCAAAAACUGGAUCGGGCCCUGCAGAAGUGAUAACCCUGCUGAUGUCGAGAUGUCGCCCCUGCUGUCCACACUACCCCCCCACCCCCCCACCCCUAUCCCUCCCACCACCACCUCCUUCCACCUGACCCACUUCAUCAUGUAUGUGCUUGCCUUCCUCCUCCUCCUCCUCCUCUUGUUCUCUCGCUCUGUUCCGACGACGCACUGCCCUGAACGGCAUCAGAGUUUCCAUCCACUGCUGCGCCUCUCAUUUCCAUGCAAAUGAAUCUGUUAAUAUUUAAUAGACAGGCAGUCCAUUCGAGGCUCACUUUUUUGCUGUGCUGUUUUUCACAGUUCAAUGCAACUUGAAGAUUGUAAUUUAUGUGGAGCUGUGCUCUCUUUUUCUCUGUCUUUUUCUGUCUCUCUCUCUCUCUCUGUCUCUCUCUCCCUCUUUCUCUCUCUCUCAUGGCUAAAUUUAGACAUCACUGUGUUAUAUAGAUGGUCAUUGAUUUCCAUUGGGGGAAAACAUGUUGCUUAUGCUGAGGUACUGUAAUAAUUAAAAAAAAAAAAAAAAAAAAAAAGACAAAAAAUGG
Molecule: messenger RNA, 2632 nt
Organism: Megalops cyprinoides (Indo-Pacific tarpon)
Lineage: Eukaryota; Metazoa; Chordata; Actinopteri; Elopiformes; Megalopidae
Gene: ube2ql1
Product: ubiquitin-conjugating enzyme E2Q family-like 1
Exons: 2
Coding region: 1009-1836 (275 amino acids)
Source: RefSeq, a predicted model, not a curated record